UUCCUUAUCGUCUAUUUUCUAUCUUAAGAUCAGUUUUAUACACUAUCAUUUCCGUUUCUAUAACGUGUGAUUAUAUCCCCUAUAGCAUUCUACAACAUAAGCAAUCACAGCGCCUUAUCACUAGUUUUAUUUUGAUUUCCCGUGUCUGCUAUUAGCUUAUAGCCAGUUAGCAUCGCCAGCGUGGUUGCUGCUAAUCUCGCUUACGUUGCUAAUACUCUAUUACACACAUUACCAUUGUUUCACUGUUACUUGCUUAAAUGGCGGAAUUGUGUCUACCUCUGAGUGCAGGUGAGGACACGUUCGAGCUACAUUCGGUGCAGCUGGAGCUGGAGGCCGUGGAGAAGCAUAUCCGCGACCUGGUGGAGAAGCAGGCCCAGCUGAGAGAGCGGAGAGCCGCGCUGGAAACAUCCCGGGCUGACGCUCACAAAUCCGGGGUAAGUAUACAGCGCGCUGCUAACACUCCCACCACCUCUACUCCGUGUGUUUCUCUGCACAGGCCCUGUGCACCCAGGACGCGAUCUUCCCAGGUGUCCUUCACUCCGGCGCCGGGACACCACGGACCCUGGGUGCACCAGCAGUGGAAGACGCAAGCCAGGCCCCGGGUGAUGACAUCUCCCCCUCCGCCGCCUCCGGUCUUCGAGAUCUCCAUCCGGAACCGCUUCGCACCCCUCCGCGAGACGGAACGCGACGCUGUGAUCGUCGGAGACUCCAUCGUCCGGCACGUCCGUGCUACGUUAGCUGAAGGUAAAGUGCACACUCACUGUUUCCCUGGUGCUCGUGUUCUCGAUGUUUCUGCGCAGAUAACGUUACCCGUGAUCCUGAAGGGCGACGAGAGCGUCGGCGCUGUCGUGCUGCACGCGGGGGUUAACGACACCAAGCUGCGGCAGACGGAGACAGUAGGUGCGUUUACAUGUACACUUUUUUUGUCAUUCCGAUUAAAAUCAUUCCGAUUGAAAGAUUCGAUGAACUGUUUACAUGAGACGUUAUCUAAUCCGAUAUGGUGUUUAUGUGCCUGUGCUUUCGAUUUUAGGAUAUCCUAAUAGCCUACAGUGACAACAAAAACAAGUCACCAGAGGAAAAAAACGCCCAUAUUUACGUUAAUAUUUUUAAUAUCUGUUUGCACUUGCUUAGAAUAAACGGUUAAUAUUUGAAUCCGUUGCGUUCAUUCGAGCGCUCAGUCAUAUGACCAGAACGCGAUCAUAGAAAUCAUAUGCCCCUCUGUAAUGCAGCUCUGAGAUUAAUUGUACUCUGAUACUACAAAGUUGUUCUGUACUUAAAUGGAACAAAUACACGAUUUCUUACCAAGAGUUGCUGAACAAUGAAUCAAAGAAGCAUUGCUUUAUCACAAUCAUGUUUCGUACAACAUUCAUGGCGUGAGCACGUAUAAAUUCAAGCAGAUCGGAAAUUAUGAAUCUGUCAUCUAUACAAAUACAAAUGACAAAGGCAACUUUUGGUCAAGUUGUUUAUUUUCAUUGAGCUACUUUCACUAUCAUCACUGUGUUGUUUCUAAGCUGAAAAGCAGAAAAUUGCGCUUCAUUUCAGAUCUGUUUUUCACUCCGGACAUGAGAGCAGUCCGUCACACAGCAAGCGUUCUCCUUUCUAAUGUGUUUUUAACUGUAUAAUGGCAAUUUUAACUUUAUACCUCCACUAUUACCCAGUCUCUACUGCAGUGUCGGUGUCCCCAAAUCACAGAAUGUACCGUUGCCGACUUCACGUUCUGACGACCCGACCUCUGGACGUGAUGACAUAGACGCAAAGUAAUCGGUUUAAAGUGUUUACAUGGCAGGAUUUUAAUUUUGUUCGGUUUAUAGAAAGGUUUAUCCCACCCCUCUCAAACCGAUUACAAUUUCAUUCGGUUUGGGCAUUUUUAUUCCGAUUGAGGUGUUUAUAUGGAGCAUUUUCAUUCGGAUUGGACUUUUAAACCGAUUACAAUGCUCCAUGUAAACGCACCUACUGAAGAGGGACUUCAGGAGCCUGAUCGAGACGGUACGCAGCACAUCGCCCGCGACGACGAUCAUCGUGUCAGGACCGCUUCCCACGUAUCGACGAGGACACGAAAGGUUCAGUAGACUUUUUGCUUUAAACGAAUGGUUAUUGUCAUGGUGCAAAGAACAGAAACUGCUCUUUGUUAAUAACUGGAAUCUUUUCUGGGAGCGUUCUAGGCUUUUCUGUGCUGAUGGCCUGCACCCCAGAAGAGUCGGAGCCGAACUCCUGUCGGACAACAUCUCCAGGACGCUACGCUCCAUCUGACUAAAUCUUGGGACACGCUGGAGAGCAAACACCUCAGUGUAGGUCGCACUGGAGACCGUGGGAUGAUAAUGGAGGAUACAGACAUUGGAGAGGAGAACAGGAGGGAAGUACGACAGGUAAGUCUUUCUUAGAUCCACCGCUUACAAUAGCCAGGAGAGUCCACUUCGUAUAGACGAGACCAGACAAUGAGUGCGUUUACAUGGACCCUCUUAAUGCGAUUAUAAUGAGAUUUUGGCGAUAUUGCGAUUAUGCUUUACCUCAUGUAAACGCAAUACUUCGAUCUAAAUAAUACGAUUAAGCUCAUAAUCGCAGCAAGCAUAAUCGUAUUAACAUAGGUGGCGUACGCCGAUUUUAAUCGGAAUAUACAGGCAUGUAAACACCUUAAUCGCAGUAUUGCCGCUCUGACCAAAGUGCGCAUGCGCUUGUGACAUAUAUGAAUAACGUGACACGCACCUGUAAUAAUACGGAGAUUAGAAACGAUGGAGGGGAAGAAAGCAUAGCAUUCUGAGGAUAACACAACAAGCUGCCAGCAGUCUCUGUGCAACAUGAUCUCACAGAAUU
Messenger RNA from Onychostoma macrolepis, 2811 nucleotides. RefSeq lists its product as uncharacterized. The transcript is spliced from 2 exons. The record is from RefSeq and is a predicted model, not a curated record. Bases 258 to 1040 code for a protein of 260 amino acids. NCBI's taxonomy places the organism in Eukaryota, Metazoa, Chordata, Actinopteri, Cypriniformes, Cyprinidae.